Oryza brachyantha (malo sina) is the source of this 9900-nucleotide messenger RNA. RefSeq lists its product as uncharacterized. Gene Ontology annotation, biological process: protein targeting to vacuole; protein retention in Golgi apparatus. Lineage: Eukaryota; Viridiplantae; Streptophyta; Magnoliopsida; Poales; Poaceae. Gene Ontology annotation, cellular component: extrinsic component of membrane. The transcript has 36 exons. The record is from RefSeq and is a predicted model, not a curated record. Bases 1 to 9564 code for a protein of 3187 amino acids.
AUGGUGCUCGCGGAGGCGGCGCGGGGGCGGCUGCUGGCGGCGCUGCGCCCGUGGCUGGCGGCGGACCCGCGGGAGCUGCGGGUGGAGCUGGGGCUCCUCCGCUCCCGCGCCGUCGCGCGCGGGGUCGAGCUCGACGCCGCGGCGCUCGGUGCCGCCGUGCCGGGGUCCUUCCCGGCCAGGGUCGACCGCGUGGCCGUCGCCGAGGUCGAGCUCGUCGCCUCGCCCUGGGUCGCCCCCGGGCUCGAAGCCGUCGUGCGUUGCGUGGAGUUGGUGCUCACCCUCAGGGAGCCUGCGCCAAAGAAGCAACGCCCCGACAUCAAGGAGUGGGUCUCCAAGGAGAAGAAAAGAGUAAUCGCAUCAAUGGACCCUCAGGGUGAAAUAUUGCAUGAGAAGAUUGAAAACUUGGUUAGCUCCCUGGAAGAAAAGUUUGCCUCAGUAUUUUCCAGUGCACUUCUAAACUGUAGUCAGGUUCGACUUGAUGAUGUCACGAUACAAGUCCGAUAUCUUGAUGAUUCUCAUUUUUUCAUAUUGAGGACAAGUGACUUGCAAUUUGGUCCUGAGCAUGCCUUCCGUUUCUCUCUAUUCAGAGGAUUAGUUCAAUCUUCUAUGCCAUCUAGAAAGAAGAACCAUCUGCUUGUCAAAUGUGCUUAUUUUGAGUUUUUGCUGAAGGAGAAUGAUCAAAUAGACUGCACUGCAUCUUUCACUGGGACAACUGGUUCUGUUAGGUUAGACAAUCUUCAACUUACUGCUUUUGGAAUUCAUGUUACCAGUGCAUUAUGGGAAAUUGCACCCAAAGCUAUUCCAUCGUUGAUGGUGAUAUUGGAAACUACGAGCCAAAAGGAAGAUUAUGAGGUUAGGAGUGGUAGAGAACUUUGGAAAAUAGCUGCGCACAAGCUUAAAAACUCAAUAGCAUGUCACAGACUUUCUUUAAGCAAGGCCAUAAGUUGUGCUUCUUUCUGGCAGCGCUAUGUUCAUGCUUAUAUCUCGUUAUUAUCAUUAGUUGGAUAUCCUUCUGAAAAGGUUAUUAAAAAAAACUGCAAUAGGGUAAAAAGCACCAGGAAAGUCAGGGAAACUAUAAGGGAUCAUUUGAAAACUGUAAUUGAAUUAGAGGAGAAAAUCCCUGUAGAAGCUAUUGCUAGAGGGCGGCGUGCAGCGCGUUCAAAACUAACUGUGUCGCAGCAACAGGGCGAGCAAGAAUUAUCAAAAGCACUUUUGGCUUCUUACACGUUGAUAUUUCUCUCACCCAUAUUAUAUUUAUGGAAGUUUCUUAUAUUCAUAUGCUGGCCAAUGUGGAGAUUUGUGAGCUCUGGCAGAGGGUGGAGAUCUUGUGCACACGUUUUUCCUUGUGCUUUUGAUGAUUCAGAAAUUGAGGUUCAGCUCAGCAUAUGCCUUGGUGAACUCUCUGUAACAUUUAUACCUCUCGGUGGUCACUUCACUGGUACACCAAAGUUGAACAAAGGGAACAAGGGCUAUCACAUUGAUAUACCUGCAGUACAUCUUGUAAUAAAAUCAUCAUGCAUACUUUACACAGCUUGUUGCACUACACAGUCAUUUUUUUUUGUAAUUGGUGAAUUGAAGGCCAACCUUUCUGGUAUCCCAAAGUUGUCACAAUCAACCAAUGGCAGCAUUACUAGGAGGAAUUCAUCUUUUGGAACAGAAGAGUUUGCUGAAGAUACUAAUGCAGUGAUAAUACUCUGGAGUGACUCUGCCAGUAUGCACCCAUUUUCUGGAAAACAGCCCAACGAGUCCUUUUCCUACAAUGGUGAUUCAUCUGUUGCCCUUCUACAGAGUGAUAUGGAGCAGCUGUGGUCCUUCUGGACAGUAGUAAGCACUUUCUACAAUGACUCAGGUGUGAUGCAUCAUGGAAAACCUUCUGUUAUUUUUGAAUUCAAAUCAUUUCUCGUUGAUCCUUACAGAAGUACAAGUGGUUUUCAGCACUGUAGAUUUACAGUUGGGAGGAUAAGCCUUGAUUUGGAUUACCUGUGUGCUUCAUCAACUUAUCUGCUCUACAGGCAAUUCAUGCACUACAAAGAGCUGAAAGAACUAACUGAAAAAUCAGCAGAGUUUUUGAACAGAAGUGAUAGCUGUGCAACACGUACAAGUGGAAUUGUUUAUAAGUUGAGAUCAUUGAACCAGAGGCUGAAGCUUGUGAUUCCAUAUGUUAUUCCAGAAAAUACCCUUCAGAUUUCAGCACUCAUUGCAGGUCCAAGUAUGAGGUUAAUCUUUGAUAAUAACAGCCUGUUGCCAAACAGCAAAAAUAAUCAAGUCCCCCUGUUUUCUCAGAUGAAUAACAAGUCCCACAUAACUCUCAACCUUGCCUAUGUCGAAUGUGUUAUCUGGCCAGCAUCUCUAUCGUCUUUAACUCCUAUGAGAGCUCAUUCGCAUGUCGAAGAAUCACAUAAUACAUUUUAUGGUGUGAAGGAGCAGCUAGAACCUCAUCGUUUAGCACUCGAAAGUGCAGGAAAUGUUUAUUCAGGGACUGUUGCAUUGGAUGCUUGCUUCAAAUUUUCUGAUUUAACUCUUUUGGUAGAUCAUAUAGAGUCAAAUCACCAGUCUCACAUUCUUGGACCAAUGUCAGCCAAUUUUCAGCUGUCAACAAGCUGGAAGUAUGUCAGUUCCUUCUUUGUCACCAGAAACAUUCUCUCAAUAAACUUGGGAGGAGGGAUUGUUGGUUGUAUGGCUUUCCUUUUCAUGGAUGAUUUGUUUCCCAUUUUCCAGCUUAUUGAAGGCAUGCAAAUGUUGGCAUUGAAUUCUGAGUUGGUUGAAGUAAAGUAUUCCCAAUGCUUUAUUCGAAGGUUAGUAUCGUCUUGCAGCAAUCAUAUUGAGGGAAGCACAAUGGAUACUGGUGAGAAUAUUAUCCAGAAAGAAACUGUUGACCGUCAUACAGAUCUCAAGGUUGAGAUGGAACUCUAUUUAGAACCAAUACACAUCAUCAUUAAUGCUUCGCAGGACGGACUUGUCUUAAAUCCUGCUAUGUUCUCCAACAGUGACGUAAACUACAUCAGCAGCUCACCUGUGUUUGAGGGUGUAGCAGCACAGGAAUCACUUGACAUAUUAGCUUUAGGUGUUUGGUUUUGCUGCAGAAGCUCUUCUCUGAAACUUCUUCUUGAUGGACAAUGCACAGACUUCCUUGUUAGCUUGUCUGGAAUUCAAUCUGUGGUCUUCGAGAACCAACCUCAGAUGAGUAUUUGUAAUGAUAUACUGCAGUACAGCACCAUGCUUAGCAGCUCUCCAUAUGACAAGAAUCAGUUCAUUAUAUCAGAUUGUGUAUUUCAUCUAUGUGCUGGUCCUAAUAAAGAGAGCCUGAUCAAUGAGAAAUUGCAAGAUGAAUUUAGAAGUAGUUGCAGUACUGAUUCUUUGGGAAUUUACUAUUUUAUCAAACUUGAAUUUACCGAGGUUUAUAUUGGAGACUACAGCAUGCACAAUUAUUUAACUGAAGUCAAUAAACCAAGCAAACAGAAAAUCAUGCUGCUGAUUCAUGAUGAUCUUCAGAUUGUCAAAUGCAAAAUCAAGGGUGGUUUGAUCUUCCUGGAAACAUUAUCUCUAGCUAAGUUUGUUUUAUGUUGCAAAAAUUACUUUCGGCUUCUUAUGGAUCUCUCAUCACGGGCAGCUUCCAACUCAGUAAAAGAUUCAAGAACUUCAAUAUAUGCAGGAGGUGACUCUAGUGUGACCAACAGAUCACCUGUGUGUAGCAGUGUUCAUUCCCAAAGUGAGGAAUCACAAUUGAGUGCCGUCAAAUGUCUUGAUGUCGAUUUUUCUCAGUUUUCUCUUACUCUUGCCACUGCAGACAAAUCAGGUACAUACCAUGGAUUAACUCUUGAAGUUGAAGCAAGUCUUCAACAAUCAGAUCUUGAUAUGAAGAUGUUUGAAGUAAAGCAUUUUUCGAUUUCCAGUAUUAGUAUCAUUCCUGAUACUGGCCAUUUACAAUUGAGAGUUGUAUCAGCACCCCGUUUUCGAUCCAGCAAGUCUGUUGCUCUUCCAUCUCAGUCAGAAAUCCAAGAAUAUCUUCCCUUCGUAGAAGCAGAUAAUGUGCUUACUUAUGAUCACAAUGCUCCUUCAAGCUCAAAUUCUACAAUGGAAAGUUCGACAGGCAACCCAUCACUAGAAUUUUCUUCACACAAGAAUUAUAUCCUUAGUCAUUUCUCUGCUUAUCUGAAGCUUGAGAAAAAAGAAUUGAAUGGAGAUUCUAACCUGAUGCGCUCAAGUGGUGAUUGGUUUGGAAAUGGUUCUGUUUCAGGUUUGGAGGUGACAAUGUCACUCUCAAGCAUCGAGAUUAUCUUGUCUUUAUACACUCCAUUUCAUGAGAUUCUGAGCUCUGGCUCAACUCAGAAGGAAAUACAGACUGGUAGUCCCCCUCACCAGGAAUUGCUGGAUAAUAUGGAAUGUUGUACUGUACCUGAUGGAGCAAUCGUGGCCAUACGGGACCUUGAUCAACAGAUGUAUGUAUCAGUAAAAAACACUGGAAGUAAGUACCAAGUGGUUGGCACAUACCAUUAUUCUCUUUCUGGUGAAUGUGCAUUAUUUAAGGUGAAACACCAUAAGGGGUGGAGAUCAGAUACACCAUACAUUUCUCUUUUAUCUUUAUAUGCAAAAACUGAUGAAGGCAAAGAACUGGCUCUUAGUUUCUCUCAUGGAUCAGAUUUGGUUGAAGUUUCUUCAUCUGUUGAAAAGCCUUCUUCACUUUGGACCACAUUCCCUCUUAGGUUUGAUGGUUUUGAGGAUGACAGUGAUGAUGGUAAAUCUUGUAAGAUUAUUUCAAGAGACUCCUACCACUUUGUCAACAAGAAAAACAGUUAUGGCAUUGCAUUUGUUGAUGGCUUACUGGAAUUUGUUAAAAAGCCAGGAAAUCCAUUUAAAGUGAAGGUUUUGGAUGAAUCUCUUUUUUCCGAUGUCCCAAGGCCCUUUAUACCCAAUGUGAACUUGGACAAUAACACUUACUUAGAUAUUGACAAUGAAUUAACUUUUGCUAUGAGGGAUAGCUUGGAAACUGGUGUUAGUUCACAACAUGUAACUAUCAGUAUCGAUAAGAUCGUUUUUACCAUUACCCAUGAGAUUCUUGAUACUGGUAAUGUUUUUCCACUUGUCCAAAGUUGCAUAAGUGAUACCCGUAUUAUCACACAAAUAUUCCCAUCCAAAAUCAGGAUUCUAAGUUCAUUCAAAGUUGUAGUGCAGUCCUUCAAUGCAAGGAAAUAUCUGUGGGAGGAACUUAUCUCACCUAUCACUUCCUAUGUGUUCCUCCGAUAUAGAUUUUUUGACCUAGUUCCAGUUACUAGGUAUAGCAGGAUGCCCCUUCGGUUUUUUGUUCAUUUAAAACAGGCGGAUAUAUUUUUCAAUGAGCUUUCAAUUGACACUCUUCUUUAUGUGGCUGGAAAGUUAAAUGUUAUGGGCCCAUAUGCUGUGAAAAGCUCUGUUAUCUUUCCUAACUGCUGCAAGAUAGAAAACAACUCAAGGCUGACUCUUGUAUGUCAUUUCCAAAAUAAUGAGGAUGCAAUAGUUUCUGGACAACAGUCAGCUUCCGUUUUCUUGAGACACUUGACAUUUGAGGAUAAUCAUCCACAUGAUCAAAAUAUUGUUUCUAUUUCUUUGUUCAAGGAAGGGGCAUUUUCAACCGCUCCAAUUAAUGUUUUUCUGCAAAAUUCUGGCAUAUUUGCAUGGAGGACCCGUAUAUUGUCUCUCAAAGAUUCAAGAAGUUCCUCUGGACCAUUUGUUGUGGUCAAGGUCUCCCAGAACUCUGAGGAAGGGUUAUCCCUUUCAGUUCAACCUUUGUUGAGGAUCUACAAUAAGAGUGACUUCCCCCUUGAACUUCGGUUUCAGAGGCCACACAAAUCUAAUGAAGAAGCAGCAUUUGUCACAGUUAGAAGCGGAGACAUGGUUGAUGAAUCUACCGGAGUAUUUGACUCAAUGGAUUUAUCUGGAGGAUCCAAAAGAGCAUUGAUGUCUCUAGCUCUUGGAAAUUUUAUGUUGUCAAUUAGACCUGAGAUUUCUGAGUGUUCUGAAAACUUGGGUCAGAUAACUCUAGUGAAAUGGUCAGAGGACAUUACCGGUGAAAAAGCUGUUCGCAUAUCUGGUGUUAUGGAAAAGCUUAACUACAAUAUAAGAAGAGCCUUCAGUAUUGAUUCCAUGAAGUCUUCUUUCAGCUCUUUGAGUUGUGAUGUUUCUGUCGAUGGUCAACAUGUGACAGAUCUUCAUUUCUUAGUUCAUACUCUAGGUAGAGAGGUUCCUUUGCAUCCUACGAAUGGAAGUCCUGUAUUUCACAGGAAUGCAGAAGUCCCAUUGCAGUUACAGAGAGAAAUUUUUAUAUACCCAACUGUUCAAGUGUAUAAUUUCUUGCAGACAGACAUACACGUGAUUCUAACCGACUAUGAACCAGAAAAUACCAGAGAAGGUAACUUUGACACCAUUGGCAAGCAAGCAACGAUCACAAGUGGUUCAAGUGCUUAUUUAUAUGUGAAUCCUGCCAGGUUUACCUUUUCAGUCACGCUAAUUUCAUACGGUUUAAAGUCCAAGGCAGUUAAUAGUAGUGAUUGGCUUAAGAGAAUACAAAAGCAGACAAGUCGAGCUCAAUUUCUUGAUGUAGAGCUAGAAUUUGUUAUUGGGGCUGGGAGAUUCCAUUCUUCUUUAAGAUUAUUACGUCAGGAGAAAGGCUUGUUGGAGGUUGCGCUGUUCACAAGAUAUGCACUACAUAAUACCAGUGACUACCCCUUAUUGUGCACAGCUUCCCAUAAAAGAUCACUACCUAUGUCUGGAACUGAAAAGGAAACUAUUAAUUUUCCUCCUCAGGAUGGUUGUAUUCUGGCCUCAAUGUCAAUGAGCUCCUGGUUUACAAGGUCAAGUAAACUGCGAAUAAGCCUACAUAAUGAAAAAGGAUCAGAAGCUUUUAUUGACCUGGAAGCAUUGUCUGGCUUCACUGAAUUUUCUCUGGAGAUACAAGAUAAUAUAAUGCCUCGGAGAAAGGCUACAUUUGGCAUGUAUUUGCAACCUGUUCUCUAUGACUUGCCUGUGCCAUCACAAGUUGUAUUAAUUGUUCCAAGAUAUGUUUUUUCAAAUGAGUCUGCUACCACAAUCUCUGUUCGACAAUGUUUUGUUGAGGAUGAUGUAGACGGAGUGGCAAUCGAAGCAAAACACAGGGCUACCUUACAUACAUGGAAACCUGAAAAAAGGCGAGAAGUAAACUACUUUGAUUUGUUUGUUAAAAAGCACAGAAAUGUGUCUGAGGAUUCACACAUUUUUAUUCAGUUCUGCCCAAAAGAAACUGGGUAUGGUUGGUCUGGACCAAUUUGUGUUUCAUCAAUUGGCCGUUUUUUUGUGAAGUUUAGAAGAUCACAAGGCAUGCUAACAGAUGAGAUGAAAAGAGGCACCUUACAAAGUGGAAAAGGGAAACAAUUUGCUUCUGUUGAUGUCAUACAAGAGACUGCUUCUUUUGUUCUACACUUCACUAAGCCUCCAAAGGCUGCACUACCAUAUCGAAUAGAGAAUUUCUUGAAUGAAGCAUCUAUCAUGUAUUUCCAGAAGGAUUCAGUUGAAUCAGAUGUAUUACACCCCGGAGAAUCGGAACAAUAUACAUGGGAUGACUUGAGCUUACCCCACAAGUUGGUUGUUCGAAUUAUUGAUACACCUGCAUUGCGUGAAAUUAAAAUUGACAAAAUAAAUCCAUGGAAGCCAUUCUUGAAGAUGAGUCAAAAUAGCAGGCUUAAUAUUGAUUCCUCAUUCAAUAAUGGACUAAGUUCAGGAAAACAAAGAUUUGAUGAAUCAUUUGGACUGAGGGUGUUUAAGAUUGGCUAUGAAGUGUAUGCUGAUGGUUUAACUAGAGUUUUACGGAUAUGUGAACACUCAGACAACCCCAAAGCUGAUAACAUUCAGCGCGCAUUAGCAAAUGUACAGUUCAGAAUCACAUCUAUGUGUAUUCAUCUCCUUGAGAAGGGCCAGCAGGGAGAGGAAAAGGCCCAAUCAUUGUCUACAAUCCUAGCAGCACGAUUUCAACAUGUAUCUGCUGACUCAGUCAUCACAGAUAGAUACAAGCAUAUCACUCUUGCAAUUCAAUCAGUUAAUGUGGAUGAAAAAUGGGAAGGAGCUUCAUUUGGGUCAAUUCUUAGGAGGAACAAGCUUCAGGAUGCUACUCUCAGUGAAAAUAUGCUGCGGAUAAUCAUUACACUGAAUUCGAGCAACUCAAGUGUCAAACAAGUCCAAUAUUGUUCCAUAAUUCUACAGCCUAUUGAUCUGAAGAUUGACGAGGAAACACUAAUGAAGAUUGUGCCAUUUUGGAGAACAUCCCUUGCUCCUCCUGGGACACCAAGCACACAAUUUUAUUUUAGGCAUUUUGAAGUACAUCCAAUUAAGAUUAUCACAAGCUUUCGACCUGGAAGUCCACACACAACUUAUAGUUCUGCUCAAGAGGCUCUGAGAGCACUAUUGCAUAGUGUUAUAAAGGUGCCUGAGAUAAGCAGUUCAGCCGUGGAGCUUAAUGGUGUUCUCCUAAAUCAUGCUUUAGUUACUUUUCGUGAGCUGUUUCUGAAAUGUGCCCAGCAUUAUUCAUGGUAUGUCUUGAGGGCAAUCUAUGUAACAAAGGGAAGCUCAUUGCUUCCUCCAUCUUUUGCCUCAAUAUUUGAUGAUUCUGCUUCUUCUGUUAUCGAUGUUUUCUUUGACCCUUCUGAUGGCUCACUCAACCUUCCAGGGCUUACCAUAGGCAUGUUUAAGUUUAUAAGUAAAAAUAUGAAAUCAGGCGGUAUUUCUGGAACGAAGCGCUACCUUGGUGAUCUUGGAAAAACUGUUAAAACUGCAAGUUCAAAUGCACUCUUUGCUGCUGUAACAGAAAUUUCAGAUAGCGUUGUGAGAGGAGCAGAAGCCAAUGGUUUCAAUGGCAUGGUUACUGGCUUCCACCAAGGUAUUUUGAGAUUAGCAAUGGAGCCAUCGGUGUUAGGACAGGCUAUAUUGGAGGGUGGUCCUGACAGAAAGAUCAAACUUGACCAUAGUCCUGGGCUCGAUGAGCUAUACAUCGAAGGAUACUUACAAGCCAUGCUUGAUGUCAUGUACAAGCAAGAAUAUCUUCGUAUCAGGGUGAUUGAUGACCAGGUUAUUCUAAAGAAUCUACCACCAAAUAGUGCUCUCAUAAAUGAAAUUGUCGACAAUGUAAAAAGCUUUCUUGUGAGUAAGGGAUUGCUGAAAGGAGAUUCUUCCACAAUUCGUCCCUUGCGACAUCUGCGAAAUGAGCCUGAGUGGAGGAUUGCGCCGACGGUGCUCACCCUCGCAGAGCACCUGUUCGUGAGCUUCGCCGUGCGCGUGCUGCACCGGGAAGCCACCAAGGCCAUCGCCGGCAUCACGUCGAGAGCAAAGAAGCCUACCGGAGAUGGAGACGGAGACGGCGAGUCACCGUCGUCGUCGUCGUCGUCGUCCAUGGGAGUCUUCGCGAGGAGGAGCAGCAGGCUGUGGAGCGUCGGCAGGUUCGCCGUCUCCGGCAUGGUCGCCUACGUCGACGGCCGGCUCUGCCGCCACAUACCCAACCCCAUCGCCAGGAGAAUCGUCAGCGGCUUCCUCCUGAGCUUCAUUGACAGCAGAGACAACCAGUAGGCUGAGGUGAUCACCACGUUUACGUUGUACAAAGUUGUGUAUCUGUGCCACAUAUGCUAGCCCAGACAAUUGCCCAAGGCAUUAACUAUUUGCCACUCUUAAAAUUGGAUUGUACCAGACUUAUUAUUCGUUGUUGUCUAUGAUAUGUGGAUCCAGUGACAAAUUUGUUAUCAUCACUAGUGAGAGUGGCAAAAAGUUGAUUAUUUCUAAUUGCCCAAUGCAAUGUGAACUUCUUUUUUUCAUUUUUCGACCACACGGAAGACGCAUGCAGUAUGUAUUGUUGUACAGCAAUUUUGACCGCUGUAGAAAAGGAUGGGGGAGGUCAAUAAAUAAGAU